UCUGGACCUGAAGAACAGUUAGAUGGGACAGUGAGAGAUGGUUUUGAGGUUGAUCUUCAGUCAGCAGCAACUGUGGACGAUUCUAACAUUCUGCCAGCUAUAUUCUGCGGUCAGCCGGCAUUCUGUAAUUGCCAGCAAUUGUGAAGGUGGGCAUGACCUGUUUGGCAAAGUCAAAGAGAACAGCCCGAUGGGAACUUUUAUUGCCAACCUCAGUUUCACCACACACCCAUCAUCCAAUCAUAUGCGCUUAAAACUUUCUGGAAAAGACGCUGAUUGGUUUUAUCUGGAGGGAAGAACCAUUAGACUGAACUCAUCGUCAACUAGGAUUAUUGAUAGAGAGAUUCACGGCUCCAUUUUAACAGCAACUGUAAGGUGUUACGAACAUAAAACCCUACAGGCUGAACACAGGAUCAUGGUAGAGGUUCUGAACGAGAACGACAACAAACCAGAGUUCCUACAAAGCUCAAUUCGUCCUCUGCAGCUCAGUGAGUUGACAGCGGUAAACUCUGUAGUGUUUACAGUCCAGGCCACAGAUGCUGAUGGAGACACACUCACAUAUUUCAUUGAUGAAACAUCACCUGAUGCCAGGUAUUUUCGAGUGGACUUACCCAACAGUGGCAAAGUGAUUCUCAACAAGUCACUGGACUAUGAGAUCAAAACUCAGCUCCGACUGACUAUUUAUGCAGUGGAGACGAACACAGAUGAGCACUACAACGCAACAGCAACAAUAAUCAUCAAUGUGACAGAUGGGGAUGACCAAUACCCACAAUUCCAGCCUUGCACUCUUCUCUCAGCCAAUCUAAGCAAGCGCAUAUGUGCCAGUCCUCUGUACACCGCCAACAUCACAGAGAACGAGCAGGACGUUGUCUUGGAUUUCUUUCCGGGUCCAAUUCAAGCAGUGGAUGGUGAUGAGGGUCUCAGAACGCCAGUAAAAUACACCAUCCUGUCAGGGGCAGAUAAUGGCAGAUUUGUCAUUGACAGCCAUUCUGGAGAGGUGAGGUUAACAAGAUGUGUGGAGAACAGACUGCUGAUCCCGACGCUGAGACUGCGUGUUAUGGCAGCUCAGACGGAUGACCCUCUGAAGUAUGCAGUAGCUACAGUUCUGGUGAGGGUCCUAGCAGAAAACAGGUUUCCACCGCAGUUUAACCGUUCAACGUACAGAGGCUUUGUCAGCGAAAGCACAAGUCCUGCCUCACUCGUCAUGACGUAUGCCAACAAAUUACUUAUCCUGGAGGCCACAGAUCAAGACUUCACUGGCGGCUUCAAUCCCAGACUGCAGUAUUCUCUAAACUCCCAACACAACAGUUCUCGGCUCUUUUACAUUACACAAGAAGGAUUGCUCAUCGCUAAAACCAGCUGGCUACACCCCGGCCACAAAUAUUUCCUAGAGGUUCUAGCCACUGACCUGGAAUCAGGAGAUAUUGUUAAAGCUGCAUUGCAUGUGGAAGUUCUUCAGAAAGGCCAACCAGUUCCACAGGGUCCUUUGGGGGUGGGGCAUGUGUAUAGCAGUGAGGCAGUGGGCAGGGCAGAGGGCGUGGCAGGGGUGUGUCUGAUCCUGCUGGCCAUUACCUUAUUUACACUGGUGCGGUGCAUACGGAUGAUCAGAGAGAAGCGGGAUCAUGUCACCUGGAGCAGUGUGGCUGACAGCAGACACCCUAAUGUGUGUCUGAGAUGGUUCCGGAUGAUGAACCAGAGCCGACCGAUGACCCUAGAGGAGGAAACAUUCUCAUAUCACAACGAGGCAUUCAGCGAGUAUGACUACUCCACCUCACCUUUUUACGGCAAACGGGGCAUCUACACCAAAAUAGAAGAACCACUGCCAUCAUCAUCUGUGAACUUACCAUCAAUUACCUUCAACAAAUCCUUACGGGAACCAAGACGCAAUUAUUUGGCACUGAGGCCUAAUGGGAAACCCGUGAACAGAUUCAACAAUAAAACAGUGACAUUUAACGACUACGUUGUGGUUCGGGAAUGUGACGAGGAGUUUGAAGAAAAUACGGAGACUACAUUCACAACAGAGGUGGAGAUUUGUACCGAUUUGGAAGAAAUAGAUUGUGAAUUAGUAAAUGAUGAUUCAGAUCUCCCAGAAGAAUUUGAAAUACAAUCACAAAGAAUCACUUUAUACUGUGAUGACAUACACACUGAGUCAGAAAUGCUCAACAGAGACUACGAGAUAAAUAUUACAGACCACACAGAAGUAAAAAUUGACUUGGAAGAUGCAGAUCCACUGGAAGUAAGGCACGAAAAAAUAGCUGGAAAACACAUAUUCAAGUCUGAUAUACAAAGAAUACGAAAACACUCAACUGAAAGUCAAGAAAGAGAUCAUACAGUAACACAAAACCCAGCAUCAGAAGAUGCUGCACAAGCAGAAUUCUCCAUUUUUCGAGAAGAGCCAUAUAUCAUUAAUCCUAAAGCCUUGAUUUCAAACGCUGACAAACCCGUCUAUUCAGAAAGCUUUACAUCAGAUGCUACCAGACAAUCGGAUUAUCUUAAUUUAGAUCCUCAAAUUUCAGUAGCUGAAAGUUCAUUACAAAACAUUCAUGAUGUAAGUAGCUUACAAACACAUCUAAGCAUAUUAACAUUUGAUUCAGAUCAGUACAAUGGAUCAGAACAAUGUCUGGAAGUAGAGGCUGACAACACUGCAAGCUCAAACACAUAUUAUGUUAACGAGGACAUUGCAACAAAUUUAGAUGACAGCAGUCCAGAAGAGGAGUCUGUAUCUAAUCUAGACACAAGUAGUCAACAUCUGAACUCUCUUCAAGACAUACAGAUUGAAUGUUACGACACAGACACAGAUGAAACUAAUGAUGGAAGAUGAUAUUAGGAGAUUGAUAAAAGCACCAACUGAGCCUUUGGAAAAUGGGAAAAGACUCAGAUAUAGCAUCUUCAGGGAAAUAGAGGAUUUGCACGUAUGUCACCAUUUGGUCAGUUACCCAGAUGCGCGGCCAUAUUGGCGAUACUCGGAUGUAAACAACAGCAUAGUACGGUUAAUGUACUACUGAAUACGUUGUACCGCUAAUUUACGCUGUCUUAACCACGGACAAAACGAGUGGAAGCUGCUAAAUCAUAUAAAGAAGGACUUUGUAAGCAGAAAAGGGCGCAAUAUUUUGACAAACUUAAGUUGAUAGGUAGUAAAGAUAUGAGAAGUAUCAAUUAAGGUAUUAGCCUAAUAUUUCACCCACCUGACCGGAAGUGAUAAGAACAAACACGAAUGUUGUCAAGAUUCUUGCUCUAGAAAUCCUGGUUCAGUUUGGCCAACCAUAAAUGCCUUUUGUUCCUGUUUUUUGCAGUCUUCUGCUUGAUUUGUUCACUUUUGGCAGUUUAUAGUAGUCCAAGUGUUUUUCCCGGUCCUACCGAUUAGUACAGCCCAAAACAUGACAAUAAUUGAUCAUUUUCAGUCAGCAGCAGUAAUUAGCAAAACAUGCCAGUUUCGUUUGGUUCAGCGGCAUUGUUUACGUUAAGUUUAGCCGAUUGAUGACGUGUCGUGAAAACACUAUACUUCGAGCUAUGGGCUUUAAACUAACUUCUAACAACAAGUUUUAAAGUUUUCCAGGUAAGCUGUUCUUCACUGAUGGUUUUCAGACAUCCUGUGCUCGUCCUGCAUUAUAUAAUGUGCAUUAUUGCACACUGACGUGCUUCCUUUGUAUUGAAAUUGCACUUUGCAUUGCAAAGUACCAUCUCAAAUAAAAUCUACUGAUGACAAACAAUAUGGUGUAGACAGUCUUCUAAAAUUUAACUUAUGUGGGACUUAAUGUCAAAGUAAUCGAAAAAAA
Messenger RNA from Labeo rohita (rohu), 3773 nucleotides. Its product is annotated as cadherin-related family member 5. The transcript has 16 exons. Bases 38 to 2818 code for a protein of 926 amino acids. The record is from RefSeq and is a predicted model, not a curated record. Gene Ontology annotation, cellular component: catenin complex; membrane; adherens junction. Gene Ontology annotation, molecular function: calcium ion binding; cadherin binding. NCBI's taxonomy places the organism in Eukaryota, Metazoa, Chordata, Actinopteri, Cypriniformes, Cyprinidae. Gene Ontology annotation, biological process: calcium-dependent cell-cell adhesion; homophilic cell-cell adhesion; cell morphogenesis.